AAUGUUUAAUCAAAUCGAUGAAAAUGAUGAAUAAAACAAUUUCUAAUCUGAUUCUGACAUUGAGUCUUAAAAUUAAAGUUUAUUUUUAUUGUCUAAAUAGAAAUAGAAAGAUUUAGGACAAGAGUAUAAGAUUAAGAAGAAGAAAUCUAAGAUCUUUGUUAAGAAGAAUUAAUGAUGGACUAAUAAGAAAUCUUACAAUAAAAAGAAUACUAAAUUGAAGAUUAGGACUCUAAUAAUUCGAAUGAUUAAGUUGAUUAAGCAGAGAAUUUAUCUAAUUAAGAUAUUAAUUGCUCAGAGCAAUAUUAAUAAAAAUAAGAGACAAUUCAUAAAUAUGUAUUAGAAUAAUUAUUUGAUAAGUCUAUUAUUAAUAAUCAAGAAUAAUUCAUAGAAGAAUAAAAUAGACAUAUUUAAGAUUAAAGUUUUUAAUAGCAAGAUGAGGUCACACCUUUAAAUGCUCAAACUAAGUAUUAGAAUUUAAAAGUAAAAUUUUACUCUCAUUUAUUUAGACUGAAGCAAUAAAUAUUUAGAUGGAUCAAAUUAAUUAGGAAUAUUAAGUUAGUGCUCAAGCUUAUUAUGAAGAGAAGUAAAAAUAAAUUAGGUUUUAAUAAAUGCAAUUAUAACUUAAAUUUGAUGAAUAUAAAUAUUUUUUAGAAGAGCUGAUGAAAAAUGAAUUUUUGUAUUUAAGUGAUUAGUAUGAAAAAUAAUAUGAAUCAACAAUAAGCCUUUUCGAAAAAAAAAAAUAAAUACUCUAAUAAAAAUUAAAUGAAGAGUUAGAGGCACAUUUAAAUAGUGAAAAGUUAAAAUUGGAAAAGAGAUUAGAAAGAGAUUUAGAAAAUUAUUAAGAUCAAAAAUAAAAAAUUAAUAAAAAUUAUUUAAUCCUUUUGUAAUAAAAACUUUUUUUUCUUCGUUUAAGAUUCAUGAAGAAGUUAAUCUCAGAAAAUAAUUAAAAUAUAGAUUCAAAUAACAAUAUGCAAAUUUAAAUUUCAGAAAGAACUAAAUAAUAAAAUCUCGAGUUUAAUUAAUACAGAAUAUAAAUAAUUUAAUCUAUCGAGGAAAAUAUUAGAUUAUUAUAUUAAGAAUAAUCUUUUAAACUUUCUGAAUAUUGCUCUAUUAUAAAAAGACAAUUCGAAUUAAAACGUCAACUUUUUAAAUAUUAAUAGAAAAUCUAAACCUUAAAAGAUUUAGAUUAAGAGACAUUAAUGGAAAAGAGUAUUUAAGAUAUAUUAACUAAUCAAUUAAUAAUUAGAAAAAAAUAUAAAGAAUAAUUAUUUGAAGAAGAAGUACGAAAUCUAGAAUUGCGAGAAUUAAAGUUUGCUUCUUGUGUAAAUCUGAAUAGAGAGGAUUAAGAAGUUAAGCAAAUAAAAAUUGAUAAUUUUAAGCAGUUCCUUGCUUAGAAGAAAAAAUUAAAUGAUAAAUUAUAAAAUGAUUUCGAAAAAUUCAAGAUUGAAUUGUAAAAUAAAUACCAAAGUAUGAAAAAUAAUUUAGUAUAAUUAUAAAUUGAAAAAUUUGAAAAGUAAAAAAGUUUACAUGAAAACAAUCGUCAAAAUCAGUUGAUAUUAGAAUAGUAUUAAGAUAUAAUUAAAACAUCCAAGUUUAUAGGAGAAAUUUUAGUGAAUUUAAAAAACUUAGAAACUCAGAAAUAAAGAAUAAAAAAAAAAUUGGAGGAUUUAUAAAUAAAAGUGAACAACAAUUAAUUAUAAAAUGCUUAAAGUCAAAUAUCAAUCUUAAAAUCAGAUAUUAAUAACUUAAAUGAUCAUAUAAGAUAUCUUAAACAAGAAGAUUAGUAAGCUUUAUUGGAUUUAGAUAUGUUACAAAAAUAAUUUUAUAUGAUGACAUCACAUAAUGAAUAUUAAUCUUAUGAAUAGCAAACAACUUCUUAUAUUUUAUUUGCGGUAUAAGAAUUGUAUAAAUUAAAUGAAGAUAAAACAAAAGUUAGUCGAGCAUUCGUUGUACCCAAGAAUUUUAAAUAAGAAUCAAAAACUUUUAAAAUUGAGAGAAAUUUUUAAAUUCCUAUUAAGGAUCAUUUUGAUGAAAUAAAUUUAAGAUAGAUGUAAAUUUUUAGUAUUAUGAAGUAAAAAAUGGAAAGCUUUCUUAUUGAACUAAAGAUUAAUAUGUUAAAGGGAAUUUGAAAUUUGUAAAGGAGAAACAGAAAAACUUGAAUUAAUGGAAAAUAAACUAAAAAAAGAUAUAAGCUAAAUUGACAAUGAAUUUUAAUAAAAAAAUGGCAAUAAAAAGGAAAAUGAGUUAAAAUCUGCUUUUCUUGAGAAAUUGGGACAAAUGCUAAAAUAUCAAUAAUCGCAAAUAGUUGUUCGAAAAUAGUGGGCAAAACAUUGGGAACAAAUUCUAAAUUAAAAAUAGAAAGCUUUAGAUAAAAUAAAUACAUAUAUUUCUAAGAAAAUCCCAAUUUAGACAGCACUUGAUGUACUAAAAAAGUUCUAUUCUUAAUAUAAAUUGAUAGAAUAAAAUAAUGAAGAUUGGCCAUAGCAUUUAUAGGUAAUCAUAAAAUUGAUCUUAGGUUGAAGAUUCAAGUAAAUACAAUUUUUAGUUUCCUAGUUAAUAUUCCUAUAUUUCUCAAAAAUAAGAUUUUGAUUUAUAAUAUAUUUUAUUAAUUUGA
Molecule: messenger RNA, 2614 nt
Organism: Paramecium sonneborni
Lineage: Eukaryota; Ciliophora; Oligohymenophorea; Peniculida; Parameciidae
Source: the annotation of a GenBank genome assembly